AUGGUAUCCGGUCUAGGCGUCCAGACAGAGACGGAGAACGAGGAAGUCAAGCUAGGCUGGACGGAAUUCGAAGGCGGUUGGUACGCGUUGUCCGGCUUCUCGAAGACCAAGCAUGGGCACCUUGAGCUCAAGGGGUUCAUCAAGCCAGACGGCCACCUUUUCGUCUUCAAGGCCGAAGAUGUCAUCGAUGCCAGCGAGGAGUCUUCGCGCGCUUCAGCGGGCACGGAGAAAGGGGUGAACAAACCAGCGGCAAGGCGGAGGAGAUUGAAGUUGACGAAGCCGACUAGGAGCCCUUUGAAACCCAUCAAGGUGCCGAAAAAAUCCGCCAUGCACCCCCAGCACAUCAGCGGGCCGAACUCGAUGCAAAACUGGGACGCCAUGAAAGGUUGUAGCGAGCUUAUGACCAACCUCAUCGACCAAGUGAGAACCACGUUGAAAGAAGAGUUUCCUCACGACACACCGCCGCUGGAGCCCCCGCAGACCACUCGGAAUGAAGCCGGCGAAUUACACACCGUGUUCUUCGCAGGAAGCACCAAGCUGGCUGAAAUUAUUUUCAAGAAGACCCGAACAAAGUAUGUCCGGUCGUACGCGCUCAAGCCCAAUAAGUAUGAGCCAGAAGAAGUCGACCGCAACUGCUUAACGUGGGUUCUCAAGUUCAUCAACCACGGGUCGGGCAUUGAGCCUCAUUGCUUCCUCAGAGGUGUGUCUGGUGCAGAGAAGGCGAACAAUCUCGAAUGCAUCGGAAAAUUCGGCGAUGGACUGAAGUCUGCGAUGGACCUCUUGGUUCGCUUGCUCGUCAACGUGGUGGUCACAACCGCCGGCUUCACGACCACGGCCGUCCUGGAAAGAGACGGGAACUCCUACAUGCAGCACAGCAUGAACAAGCAGACCGAGCGCCGGGUAGAUGUCACCCUGACGUUUUCGCCGGAACUUCCCCCUGACGGCAUCAACCCCGACCUGCUGGACCCCAUGUCCGUCUUCUUAUCCCCGAGCGAGGACGGCGUGAGCACCGUGCACGGCACCGUUCUUUUGGGCGAGGAGAUGAGGGGCAUGCUGCACAAUCGCGAUUUUCGGGUGGCAGAGAUGGGUUCGGCGUACCUGUUCGGGUUCAACCUCAAAGACCCUCGGCGAGACUUGAUCCAAGGCCGAGACAGAGGCGCGAUGAACCCGAAGCUGACACGAAAGGUGAUCAUCAUGCUCGUUCGCGAAGCCAUACUAAAAAGCUCAAGAAUACGACGUCGGAUCGUGCUGGCGCUCACACGGGGAGGCCAGUGGACACCCUACGGGGACAUUCAAGCGGGAGCGUGGGGCGAGGAAGCGAUCACUCUCAUUCAGAACGAGAACCUCGUCAUGUUCCCCGGCACAGUGCUAGCAAACCACCACCCGCCGAUCUGCGCGAUGAUCGCCGAAGUCAAGGAUCUAACGAUUAAGCGUUGUCACCAGUCCCUAGACCAGGGAAGCGCUCUCGUGAGGGACUUUGUCAAUGAAGUCCGCAGCUUACCGCGGGAGGACAUCGGGCAGGACGCUGCGGCGUCAGGGUGGGCCACGACAGUCAGGGAGGAGCUGCUCCGUUUGACGGGGGCGACGGAGUUCGCGGCCGUCGACUUCCCUGGGAAGCUAGGGACGAGACACGUCGUGUGGGUGGAAGCAGACGUAGUGCUUGUUUCCCGCAGGAGCCUGGCGGUAAACCUAAGGCAAGAGGACGUCAAGACCGCCAAGUAUCUGCUCGACACCAUUUCGUGCUCAAUGGAGCGGGAACUCUCCUUCGAAAAGCUGUCCGAGCGGGCCUUUGAGGUCUACCAUUUGAUCAUUUCCGCGUCAGCAGCAGCGCCUUCAAGCGAGGCGCCUAGCCCCUCGAACGGAGAACUGCUUGCCGACGGAGCCCAGGAGAAUGGAGCAAACCCUCAGCCGGGUGGACUGGGUGUGACGGGAGCAGCACCUGCGCCAGCGGACGCAACGGCCCCGGAGUCUGUUGGCAAGGGUGAGCAGGAUGGGGAAGGGGCAUCGGCGGCGGCGGCGGCGGCGGCGAACGAAGAAAGCGGGGAAGAAUCCGAUGGGGUUAGUGGGCGUGAGGUGAAUGAGGCCGAUGGGGAUGCUGGUGCAGCUGCCGACGACUCGUCGGAAGACUCUGGCCAAGGAGCACAAGCAAGGAAGAGAUCUUGCGACAUGGUUCGCGAGCAAGACUCGGCGGGAGUGGACACCGUCACAAAGCGCCAGAAACAAGGGGGUUCGGCGGAGGAAAACGGCAGCGGUACAACCCCUCCGAUUUUGGAGCAGUCCGCCCGCCUCGGAGAACAAGCUGCAAGGGCAGCUAUUUCUACCGUGUCCGUCAAGUUCGAGCCGAACGCAUCCGAGAUUGGAGCGUCUUCCCUACCGCAACAGCUCAACGGUAUCGAGCCAGCGCCAGCCUUGGGGCAACCUGGGUCUUCUCAACCCGAGGGGCUCGUCGACGGAACCGGCAUGAGCCAAGAAGCUGAGGAAGUGAAGAAUGGGGACCCCUUACCCUCGGCGCUUGGAGAGGGGGCUGCACCGAUCGUGCCGCUGGCAAGAAAAGGCGAAGAGCUAGGAGCGUUCCUGUCUGGAGCACUGAUUGUGCCCGCCCUCUCCCAUGUCUUGCAGGCCGAUAUCGGCGACGCGGGCAAGGCUGUCGACCUGUACAGGAUAGUUGGCUGCAAGGAGAAUGGGGAGAACGCGUCGGAGAGGUUUCGGGCGGUGUUAGCAAGCGAGCCCGCGAGAAGGGUGCUCGAGUCGGCAGUGAAGCAGCAGGGAGUGGACAUAAGUUUUUUUUGCUGGGACAAACCCGACGCUCUGCGCGGUUUUGUUGGACACGGUGGCCGGAUUUUUGUUAACUUGUCUUCGUCGAAAACCGUCCAUAAGUGGGCGGAGGAGGAUCUGCCUACCAUGCUGGCGCACGAGAUGGCCCACCUGAGGUCGUCCACGAGUGGCGACGUGCACUCCCACGCCUGGUCGGUUGAGUUCCGAAAGUGCGUGCGCUCGGAGGACUUUUAGACUUGGGCGGGGAACAGAUCGUGCCUCAUCCAGGUAACUGUGAGGUUAGCGGCGUUACAAGGCACGGUCACGUUGAGCAUCGAUGGGGUCUGCUGGUUGUGCGUACCGUACGUCGGUGGCGUGAAUGGGCUAUGUAGAUAGAGCUGUUGGGACCGGAAGGAGAAUAUAUUUUAUUGUUUUACGUAUUCCACGCAGUUGCGCGUGUCGAUGAUAUUUAGAUUUAUGUAUUGUUAUUUGAUUCUUCCAUGAUUUCACCAUGGAAGAGAUCUAGAUACAUGGUAGAGCAAGGAUCCAGGAGGAAAGGGAGGAGGGUAGCACAUGGGGAUGCUCAUCCAGUUCCGGUGCUGACUCUCCAAGAAAUAGAGAAAAUACCCGUCUUCAACGAAGUACUCGCAACCACUCACUGCUCUUCAUGCUGCGACGGAUGAGUGGAAUCGCUGGGCGUAACCUGACCC
Molecule: messenger RNA, 3464 nt
Organism: Ectocarpus siliculosus
Lineage: Eukaryota; Phaeophyceae; Ectocarpales; Ectocarpaceae
Source: the annotation of a GenBank genome assembly